AUGGCCGUCGUCUUUUUUCGCCAAGUGCAGACACUCGUUGCCAAGAAUCUGCGGGUCGUCCUUAUCCGACAUCCCUUUGCCACGUUCAUUCGCACCCUGCUCAUUCCUAUCAUUUUGUUUGUGUUCUUUUCAUACGCCAAGUACAUCUUCGUCCCGGCUGCUGUCUACGGUAUUGGAACCUCUCGCCCGUUGUUGUCUCUGUCCGAUGCCUUGGCUAUUGCCGCCUCCACUGGCCGCCACAAGGUCGCCUUUUACAACGGCGGCCUCAGUGGAGGUGCCAUCGAUGCCGUGAUCGAUGCUCUUGUGCCUGUAGUCGAGGCCGCUGGCAGCAAGGUAGUGCGGCUGACAGAUGACAACCAGCUCGACACAAUCUGCCACAGCAGCUUGCGCGGCGUCACAUCCUGCUACGGUGCCGUGUUGUUUGCGUCGUCGCCCAGCGAGGGCGAUGCUGGCAUCUGGAAGUACACAAUCCGCCUGGACGGAGCCCUCGGAGCAGGAAAGAUCAACAUCGACAAGAGCGACAACGAUGGCGAAGUGUAUGCGCUGCCGCUGCAGCACGCCCUUGACUCGGCCAUCGUGGCCCAGCAGAACGGUAACAGCUCUGGGGCUAACGCCAUUGCCGAUGCUGCCGUCCACGAGUACCCCUUCACCUCGCUGACCUCUGAGCAGCGGCGAGAGGAAAUCCGCAUCAACUACCAGUCCGCCAUCACCCGGUUCCUCGGCGUCGGCUUCAUCUCUGGUGUCAUCGGCAUCUGCUACCACCUGGCUGGCUUCAUGGCUACGGAGCGCGAGACCGGCAUGUCGACCCUGAUCGACGCCAUGAUGACGACCUCGGCUUCGGGCAGCCGCUGGGGCGAGGCCCAGAUCGCCCGCCUGGUCUCUUACCACGUCUCGUUCACCAUGCUCUAUCUGCCCGGCUGGGUCAUUGGUUCUGCCGUAGUCGCCGCCAGCGUCUUUUCCAACACCAGUGCUGCCAUCGUCAUCCUCUACCACGUGCUCGCCGGCAUCGCGCUCGCUUCUAUGGCCAUGUUUGGGGCGGCUUUCUUCCGUCAUUCUCAGCUGAGUGGUGUCAGCGUGACACUCAUUUACCUCAUUCUCGCCAUUGUUUCGCAGACUAUCUCCUCUCCGCAAAGCGGCACCGUGAUCGUGCUCUGCCUGCUCUUUGCCCCCUGCAACUACGUCUUUUUCAUGACCGAAAUAGCUCGCUUCGAACGCCACAGGGAAGCUGCCAAUCUGCUCCACGUGCCUCCGGGUAGUCCCUGGCAGGUUUCCGGCAUCGUGCUGUGGGUCUUCUUGAUCAUCCAGCUGUUUGGCUAUUUUCUUCUUGCCAUCUAUGUGGAUCGCUAUCUGCACGGCACGACGACGACCGGUCGUACCAUCACGGUCCGCUCGCCCGACAGCGAUGUCGAUACAGGCAGCACUCCAGCUCUGCGGCUGGAGAGCUUCAGUAAGACAUACAGUCCGGGGCCGUUGCGGCGCGCCUUUGGCUGGGCUAAGAAGCUGCCCGAGCCGGUCCACGCCGUGCGCGAGCUGACGCUUUCGGCUGGUCGAGGCCAAAUCCUCGUGCUUCUCGGCUCCAACGGAAGCGGAAAAAGCACGACGCUCGACGCGAUAGCCGGCACGAGCAAGCUCACCAGCGGCCGCAUCAGCAUUGACGGUACCGGUGGGCUGGGAAUUGCACCGCAGAAGAACGUGAUGUGGGACGACCUGACGGUCGAAGAGCACAUUCGCGUCUUCAACCGGCUCAAGUCGCCGUUUAGCCUAGCCUCGCGCGAGGAGACCCGCCAGCUGGUGGCUUCUGUCGACCUCGAGAUGAAGACCAAGGCGCUCGCCAAGACGCUGUCGGGAGGCCAGCAGCGCAAGCUGCAACUGGGCAUGAUGCUGACGGGUGGCAGUGCUGUGUGCUGUGUCGACGAGGUGUCGAGUGGCCUGGACCCUCUGAGUCGCCGCAAGAUAUGGGAUAUUUUGCUUGCGGAGCGCGGCCGGCGCACGAUCAUCAUGACGACACACUUCCUGGACGAGGCUGAUCUUCUCUCCGACCACAUCGCCGUGCUCUCCAAGGGCGCUCUCCGUGCUGAAGGCUCUUCUGCUGCCCUCAAGGAGCGACUAGGAGGUGGUUAUCGCAUCCAUGUGCCAAAAACCAGGACCAGCAAGAACACUGUGGUGCCGGUCAACAGCAGCUUCGACCUGCCUGAUGUGGACGGAGUGGUCAAGGAGAGCGCAUUUGACACUAUCUCGUACAUUGCACCGUCGUCCAGUCUGGCGGCCCGCGUCAUCCGCGUCCUAGAGGCUGCGGGUGUGGCUGACUACCGCUUCUCCGGUCCAACGCUGGAAGACGUGUUUCUGAAGCUGGUCGAAGAGGUGCAGAGCGAAGAGAAGUUGGAGGCAGACGAGCUGGACAGUACGGUGACCGUUUCUGAAAAGCACCUCUCGUCUGACAAGGAUGGCGCAGUGACGUCGUCGGAAGUGCUGGUACGCAGUGACGACGGUACGGACGCGAGCAGCAACGAAGGCAGGGGCCUGAAAUUGAUGUCCGGUCGUCGUAUUGGCUACUGGCAGCAGGCGCGGGUCUUGUUCAUGAAGCGAGUGACCGUUCUCAAGAGCAGCUGGCUCCCGUCCUUGGCGGCGUUUGCGAUUCCGGUCAUCGCGGCUGGUCUGGUGAUGUUGUUUGUGAUGAACCAGGGCCCCAUCGGCUGCUCGUCGGCCGACCAGCUGUCCAACGACCAGCCUGAGACCCUUGCAGAAAGUGGUUACAGCGUCGUCCUCGUCGCAGGUCCACGGGCACAGUUUACCGACACGACAGCCCUGCUACAGCUCUUCACGCCCCUGUUCAGCAGUAAUAGCAGCAGCAGCAGAAGCAGCAACAGCAGCACUGAUACGAGCGUCGUGGCUAGCCUGCUUCGAAACGUGACGCUCGCCGACAACUUUACACACUUCAACCAGCUCAUCAUGAAAAAGCGCAGAUCGAUCGGGCCAGCCGGAUUGUGGCUAGGCGACGACAGUUCCCCGCCGACGCUCGCGUACCGGGCAAACUCGCAGGACCAGGUCAGCUCUCUCUACGGACAGAACAUUCUGGACGCCCUGCUCGCCAACACGUCGAUUUCGGUCAGCUACACUAGCUUUGCCAUACCGUGGUCUCCCGACACGGGCAAGACGCUGCAGCUGUUGGUGUACGUGUCGCUGGCGUGCGCGGCCUAUGUGGGCUUCUUCUCUCUGUAUCCGAAUCUGGAGCGGCGGCGCAACGUUCGCGGGCUGCAGUACUCGAACGGCGUGAGUGCACUGCCGCUGUGGAUGGCGUACGUGAGCUUUGACCUUGGCAUCGUGCUGCUGUCGUCGGCGCUGGUGGCGAUCCUCUUUGCGGCACUGUCCAGUAUCUGGUACCAUGUCGGCUACAUGUUCAUCAUAUUUACGCUAUAUGGGUUGGCAUCCGCACCACUGGCCUACUUUGUAUCGCUCUUCUGCAGCAGCCAGCUGUCGGCAUAUGCGUUCACGGCGGCCAUACAGGCGGUGAUCUUCCUGGUGUACAUGAUUGCGUAUCUGUGCACGAUUACGUAUGCGCCAGUCAACCACAUCGACAGCUAUCUUCUGGUUGUGCACUUUGUUGUUUCGGCUGUUUCGCCGAUCGGGUCGCUUGUGCGGGCGCUCUUUGUCAGUCUGAACCUGUUCUCGGUGUCAUGCUCAGGCAAGGAGCUCAGCCAGCACCCCGGCAGCAUAACGCUCUACGGCGGACCGAUCCUGUACCUAUUCGUGCAAGCAUUUGUGUACUUUGGACUCGUGCUCUGGUUCGACAGUGGCGAUGUGGGAGCGACGCUGCAUCAGAUGGCGAUACGAGUGAAGAGACACAAGGCGCGGCGGCGAGAGGCAGCAGACGUCGAAGAGGAAGAAGGCCAGGAAGAAGAGGCCAGCAAAAAAGAGGGCCUGCAGGUGACGCACGUGACCAAGACGUUCAAGAACAACACGGCAGUAGACAACGUGAGCUUCAGUGUGGGACACGGCGAGGUGUUUGCGUUGCUGGGGCCGAACGGAGCAGGCAAGUCGACGACGAUUUCGAUGAUCCGCGGCGAUAUCAAGCCGGACGACGGCGACGUGUUUGUGGAGGGAGCAUCUGUGCAGAGGCAGCUGGGAGCAGCACGCGGCGGACUGGGAGUGUGUCCGCAGUUUGAUGCGGUGGACCAGAUGACGGUGCGGGAACACCUGCGAUUCUACGCGCAGGUGCGCGGGAUCACAGACGUGGCACACAACGUGCAGGCGGUGAUGCAGGCUGUGGGCCUGGCAGCGCUUGGUGAUCGGCAAGCGCAGGCACUGUCGGGGGGCAACAAGCGGAAGCUGAGUCUGGGGAUCGCGCUGAUGGGCAACCCGGCGGUGGUGCUGCUGGACGAGCCAUCAUCAGGACUGGACGCGGCAGCAAAACGGAUUAUGUGGCGGACGCUGGCGGCAACAUCACCAGGACGGUCGAUUCUGUUGACGACACACUCGAUGGAGGAGGCGGACGCGCUGGCAGGACGGGCAGGCAUCCUGGCACGGCGCAUGUUGGCGGCAGGCGUUACAGAGGAGCUGCGGUCACGAUUUGGCAGCCGGCUGUACGUGCACGUUGUCUGUCGGGGGGCACCACACACGCCAGAGGCCGAGACAGAGCGGCUGCGAAGGUGGGCAGCGGCCGUCUUUCCGGGCGCCGAGGUCGAAGAGCAGACGUAUCACGGUCAGAUGCGGUUUGCCAUCCCGGUGGUCAACGGGCAAUUGGUGGAAGACGACACGGCCACGGAGAAGCCAGUGAGAGCAACCAGUGCUGUCGGGCGUCUGGUGGUGCUUCUGGAUGAGCAGCGUGAGGCUCUGGGGAUCGAUCACUUUAGCGUCAGUCCGACUACGCUCGACCAGGUCUUCCUGACAAUUGUCGGACGCCACAACGUGCAGGAGGAGGGCUAUCGCCAGGAAGAGCUGGCGGCGGUGAAGAGAAAGUGGUGGAAGUUGGGGUUGCGCGAUUAG
Molecule: messenger RNA, 4983 nt
Organism: Grosmannia clavigera kw1407
Lineage: Eukaryota; Fungi; Ascomycota; Sordariomycetes; Ophiostomatales; Ophiostomataceae
Product: ABC transporter
Exons: 1
Coding region: 1-4983 (1660 amino acids)
Biological process (GO): lipid transport; transmembrane transport
Cellular component (GO): membrane; intracellular membrane-bounded organelle
Molecular function (GO): ATP hydrolysis activity; ATP binding; lipid carrier activity
Source: RefSeq, a predicted model, not a curated record